This is a messenger RNA of Drosophila grimshawi, 3223 nucleotides long. RefSeq names its product 26S proteasome non-ATPase regulatory subunit 2 (gene Rpn1). The coding region runs from base 295 to 3090 and encodes 931 amino acids. Gene Ontology annotation, cellular component: proteasome storage granule; proteasome complex; nucleus. The record is from RefSeq and is a predicted model, not a curated record. Gene Ontology annotation, biological process: regulation of protein catabolic process; proteasome-mediated ubiquitin-dependent protein catabolic process. The transcript is spliced from 2 exons. NCBI's taxonomy places the organism in Eukaryota, Metazoa, Arthropoda, Insecta, Diptera, Drosophilidae. Gene Ontology annotation, molecular function: enzyme regulator activity.
UAAAUAUGCGGACAGUGUUGGGAAGCACAGAGUGCUGCAAAAGUUUGCGAUUCGGCAUAUACGGCACACACAUAAUAAAUAUCGAUUAGGCAAGUCGAUGUGACUCACAUCACUAAAUUCAAUUGGUUGGCAACUCGUGCGUUUGACAGCUCAAAAAGCGCUUUGUAAUUCUGCUGAGUAGUAAAGAAAAGCAAAAGGGAAUAGACGUAUAGAAAAGCGAACGACGAAUUAUUAAAAUAAAAAAGAAAUUUUUUAUAUAUAUAUAUUUGUAAACGUUGAAGAAAGCACUGCGGCAUGACUGGUGAAACGAAGCAGGAGAAAAAGCAGCCGCUGCUCGGCGAUGCCAAAGACGCAAAGGGCAAGCAAGCGUCGCAAGGCGAGGGGCAGGAAGCGGGCAAAACGGGCAAAGCUGGCAAAAAGGAUGAAAAAGAACAGCAACCGGAGCUGUCCGACGAGGAUCAGCAGUUACAGGAGGAGCUGGAGAUGCUGGUGCAGCGCCUCACGGAGAACGACAAGCAGCUGUAUCAGCCAGCGCUAGAGAUGAUGGCCAAACUGAUCCGAGCGUCGACCACAUCGAUGACAUCGGUGCCCAAACCACUGAAAUUCAUGCGUCCCCACUACGAGACCAUGAAAACUGUGUACAAGCACAUGCCCGACGAGCGGUCGCGCCAACUGUGCGCCGACAUCAUCUCGGUGCUCUCAAUGACCAUGGGCAGUGGCAAGGAUUGUCUCGCCUAUCGUUUCCUCUGCGAUCGCACCCAAACUAUCGGUGACUGGGGCCACGAGUAUGUGCGCCAUCUUUCGGGUGAAAUAUCCGCACACUAUCACGACACCACUGGCGACUUUCGGACGCAGCUCAUCGAGCUAGUCAAGCAGAUAAUUCCCUAUAAUAUGGAGCAUAAUGCGGAGGCGGAUGCCUGCGACCUGCUCAUCGAGAUCGAUCAUUUGCAUCUGCUGGCCGACUAUGUCGAUGAGUCGGCAUAUCCACGCGUCUGCCUCUAUCUGCAGUCCUGCUAUCCAUACGUACCCGAACCGGAUAAUACCAUCAUCCUGGAGACGGCACUGCAGUUGGCACGCAAAUUCCAACAGCAUACUCAGGCCAUGCGGCUGGCAUUGAUGCUUAACGAUAUGGGCAAGAUUGGUGAAAUAUUCAAGGAGCCCAAGGAGCCGGCAAUGCAGAAGCAAUUGGCUUUCAUGCUCGCCCGCCAGCAGGUCUGCAUCGAGCUGGAUGAGUCUGUGUCCGACUAUGAUGACCUCAUGGAGAUCAUGUCCAAUGCGAAUUUGAAUAAGCAUUUCUUGAAUCUGGCCCGUGAGCUGGACAUCAUGGAGCCAAAGACGCCCGAAGAUAUUUACAAGUCCCAUUUGGAUAAUUCACGUUCCCGUUUCGCCUCCAUUCAGGUGGAUUCGGCCAAACAGAAUUUGGCCGCCAGCUUUGUCAAUGGUUUUGUCAAUGCUGGCUUUGGUGUCGACAAACUGCUCUCGGAGGAUGGCAACAAGUGGCUGUAUAAGAACAAGGAGCAUGGCAUGCUAUCGGCCACUGCCUCAUUGGGUCUCAUUCUCCUUUGGGAUGUCGAUGGUGGUCUGACAAUGAUUGAUAAAUAUUUGUAUUCCACCGAUGACAACAUCAAGUCGGGCGCUUUGCUCGCCUGCGGCAUCGUCAAUUGUGGCAUCCGCAACGAGGUGGAUCCGGCACAUGCCCUGCUCUCCGAUUAUAUUGAUAAUCAGAAUAGUUGCAUGCGCAUUGGCGCCAUAUUGGGCCUGGGCAUUGCCUAUGCCGGCUCCAAUCGAGCCAUUGUCAUCGAUACCCUGAAAACGAUAUUUGCCAGCAAUGGCAAAACGGCUGCCAAUGUUGAGAUUUUGGGCGUAACGGCUCUAUCGCUGGGUCUGAUAAGUGUUGGCUCGUGUAACGCAGAAAUUACGGAGAUCUUGCUGCAAACAAUUAUGGGUCUGACCAAGUCGGAUCUGAAGGAUACCUAUACCCGUUUCCUUUGGCUGGGCCUGGGUCUGCUCUAUUUGGGCAGGCAGAAGUCAACGGAGGCUGUGAUGAUGACACUCGAGGUGCUGGAGGAGCCGUAUCGCAGCAUGGCCACCACUAUGGUCGAUAUAUGUGCCUAUGCCGGCACUGGUAAUGUCCUCAAAAUUCAACAGCUGCUCCACAUUUGUUCCGAUCACUAUGAGACCGUCCCAGCCGAUGAGGAGAAGGAGAAGGGCAAGAAGGACAAGGGCAAGGAGAAGGAGAAGGACAAGGAGAAGGAGAAAGAGAAGGAGAAGGAGAAGGAAAAGGAGCGCGAGAAAGAUCUGUCGGCCACACAAUCGAUCGCUGUCCUGGGCAUUGCUCUGAUUGCCAUGGGCGAGGACAUUGGUGCCGAGAUGGCAUAUCGCUCGUUUGGCAAUCUGUUGCGCUACUGCGAGCCGGCUAUCCGGCGUGCGGUGCCAUUGGCCCUCGGCCUGAUAUCCGCCUCCAAUCCCAAGCUGAACAUACUGGACACGCUGAGUAAAUUCUCGCACGACAGCGAUGCCGAGGUGGCACACAAUGCCAUCUUUGCCAUGGGCCUGGUCGGUGCGGGCACCAACAAUGCGCGUCUCGCCUCGAUGCUGCGCCAGCUGGCCCAAUAUCACUCGAAGGAUCCGAGCAAUUUGUUCAUGGUGCGCAUCGCCCAGAGUUUGACGCAUCUGGGCAAGGGCACCCUCUCGCUCAGUCCGUAUCAUAGUGAUCGACAGCUGAUGAAUCCGAUGGCUGUUGCUGGUCUGAUGGCCACAUUGGUCUCACUGCUGGACGUGAAGAAUCUAAUCCUGAAUCGUUCCCAUUAUCUGCUGUACACUCUGGUGCCAGCCAUGCAGGCACGCAUGCUGAUCACCUUCGAUGAGGAGCUCAAUCAGCUGCAGGUGCCCGUUCGCGUUGGCAUCGCCAUCGAUGUGGUUGGCCAAGCUGGAAAACCGAAGACCAUCACUGGCUUCCAGACCCAUACCACGCCCGUUCUGCUGGCAAUUGGUGAACGCGCCGAGCUGGCCACAGAUGAGUACAUCUCGCUAACGCCCGUCAUGGAGGGAUUUGUCAUACUGAAGAAGAAUCCCAAUUUUGUCAAGUAGUUUAACUCUUUUCUUGUCGCAAGUUCUAUUCUUUAAGGCAAUAUUUAGAAAUGUCGCCCAUUAAACCUAAACCUCCCCCAACAUCGGCAAUUAAUGCAAAUGUCAUACAUAAAUAAAUUCAAAGCUAAAUAUA